AUGGAGAAUACAGAAGAUGAUGAUAUGCCCGUUUUGUCGGGCUCCGCGCUUGAUGCCUUGAAAGAGUUUUACAAAGACCGAGAUGCGCAUCAACAGAAAUUUGAAGACUUGAAGCAGCGGGCUGAAGAUCAGGCUGAUGGCGUGCCUUUGACUAUGGAUGCUUUCGCCGAGGAUUGGAAUGAAUCGCAAUUUUGGUAUUCCAAUGAGACAGCCACAAUCCUCGCCCAGGAACUCCUGAGAGGUGCUGUUUCUGAUACGGUUAUUGCUGUUGUAUCGGCUCCAAGUGUGUUCAUACAGUUGAAAAACAUUGUUGCAGGGUGGGCGGCGGACGAGAGGCCGACGCUUCAUUUAUUGGAGUUUGAUGAGAGGUUCGGCGUGUUUCCGGAGUUCAACUUUUAUGAUUUCAAUAAUCCGUUAAAACUUCCUUCGCAUUUGAAAGGAUGUGCCGAUCGUGUUAUUUGUGACCCGCCAUUUUUGAGCGAGGAGUGUCAAACAAAAGCAUCUCUAACUGUUCGAUGGCUGUCAAAAUCAUGGGGUCAAAACGAAUCGUUGAUGUCGUGGGGACAAGAAGAGGCUCCGCCAUCGAAGCUUAUCGUUUGUACAGGUGAACGGGUAGGAGAUAUUGUGAAUAAGCUUUAUCGACCACAAGGUAUUGCAACCACGACUUUCCUUCCGGUGCACGCGAAGGGGUUGAGUAACGAGUUCUUUUGCUUCGCUAAUUUUGAAUGCGAACAUUGGACGUGGAGAAAGUCAGAUGGUGAGAAAUAG
Molecule: messenger RNA, 768 nt
Organism: Botrytis fragariae
Lineage: Eukaryota; Fungi; Ascomycota; Leotiomycetes; Helotiales; Sclerotiniaceae
Product: putative n-6 adenine-specific dna methyltransferase 2 protein
Exons: 7
Coding region: 1-768 (255 amino acids)
Molecular function (GO): protein-lysine N-methyltransferase activity
Source: RefSeq, a predicted model, not a curated record